Messenger RNA from Cimex lectularius (bed bug), 681 nucleotides. Its product is annotated as cuticle protein 7-like. Lineage: Eukaryota; Metazoa; Arthropoda; Insecta; Hemiptera; Cimicidae. Bases 15 to 632 code for a protein of 205 amino acids. The record is from RefSeq and is a predicted model, not a curated record. The transcript is spliced from 3 exons. Gene Ontology annotation, cellular component: extracellular matrix.
GCCACGAACAAACAAUGAAAUCCUUCAUCGUCUUUACCGCCUGUAUCGUCGUUGCGUCUAGCGCUCCACUUGAAGGCGAAGAAGGUCUAGGGCUCCACGAACAUCACGAUUAUUAUGCACCACCUCAUUACAACUUCGAAUACAAAGUCCACGAUGGUCAUACGGGAGACGUCAAAUCUCAGCAUGAGACUAGGGAAGGUGACAAAGUCAAAGGAUUCUACAUGCUGAAAGAAGCUGAUGGUACAGUCAGGGAAGUCCAUUACACCGCCGAUCACAAAAAUGGUUUCAACGCUGAAGUCAAGAGGGUGGGACAUGCUGUCCACCAAGAAGAACCAGUCCCAGUGCACCACGAAAAAGUAGAAGAAGAACAAGGCCAUGAGGAACAUCAUGACUACUACGCCCCACCCCACUACAGCUACGAAUACAAAGUACACGACGAGCAUACGGGAGACGUUAAAUCUCAUCACGAGACUAGGGAAGGAGACAAAGUCAAAGGAUUCUACAUGCUGAAAGAAGCUGAUGGUACAGUCAGGGAAGUCCAUUACACAGCUGAUCACAAAAAUGGUUUCAAUGCCGAAGUCAAAAGGGUAGGGCAUGCUGUCCACCAUGUACCUAUGUACCAUCAUCAAUAGUAAAGAAUUGACGUAAAACAUGAAAUUCAAUUGUUGUACAUUUUUAAAA